Molecule: messenger RNA, 2293 nt
Organism: Acipenser ruthenus (sterlet)
Lineage: Eukaryota; Metazoa; Chordata; Actinopteri; Acipenseriformes; Acipenseridae
Product: LIM domain-binding protein 2-like
Exons: 9
Coding region: 440-1600 (386 amino acids)
Biological process (GO): nervous system development; negative regulation of transcription by RNA polymerase II; positive regulation of transcription by RNA polymerase II
Cellular component (GO): nucleus; transcription regulator complex
Molecular function (GO): LIM domain binding
Source: RefSeq, a predicted model, not a curated record
AGAUAGUUCGGGCAGGCAGCUGCUUAAACACCUAUGUGCUAAUAAGCCUAUUGCUAUGUUCGUGAGGGGUCUUAGUUUGGGAAAAACAAUUAAAUCUCUUUGUGAGCUUGGAGAAGAACUGUAUUUUUAAAUUGUAUGUAGAGUUAGUGCUUGAGUGUGGACAGGAAAUGACCCUUUCACAAACCGCUUCACUAAAAACAAACAGCACAGCUUGAAGCUAUCCGGCCUCUCUCUCUCUCUCUCCCCUCCCUCCCUUGCUGUACAGUGAUGCGGGCUCCUCCGGCAGUUCAACCAACGUGCGCUCGCUGCUGUGUGUGAUAGUGGGAGUGUAGGAUUGGUGGUGGGUUAGCUUGCGCUGUAUCCAGAGCAUCGCAGCCCAUGUGCUCUGUAUGGAUGUUGAUAUUGCGCUGUGUAGCUUGAACCACCGCACGCCGGCAAGAUGUCCAGCACACCUCAUGAUCCGUUCUAUUCAUCUCCUUUUGGACCUUUUUACAGGAGACAUACGCCGUACAUGGUACAGCCAGAGUACAGGAUAUAUGAGAUGAACAAGAGACUACAGUCGCGCACAGAGGAAAGUGACAGCCUCUGGUGGGAUGCCUUUGCCACAGAGUUUUUUGAAGACGACGCUACAUUAACACUUUCAUUCUGUUUGGAAGAUGGGCCAAAGAGAUAUACUAUCGGAAGGACUCUCAUCCCUCGAUAUUUCAGCACUGUCUUUGAAGGAGGUGUCACAGACCUGUAUUACAUUCUCAAGCAUUCCAAGGAAUCCUUCCAGAACUCCUCGAUCACAGUGGACUGUGAUCAGUGCACCAUGGUCACCCAGCAUGGAAAACCGAUGUUUACAAAGGUCUGUACUGAAGGGCGUCUGAUUCUGGAGUUCACAUUUGAUGAUCUCAUGAGGAUUAAGGCAUGGCACUUUACAAUCAGACAGUACAGAGAAUUGGUCCCACGCAGUAUAUUAGCAAUGCAUGCACAGGACCCUCGGGUGCUGGAGCAGCUGUCUAAAAACAUCACUCGAAUGGGCCUGACCAACUUCACUCUCAACUACCUCAGGUUGUGUGUAAUAUUGGAACCAAUGCAGGAACUGAUGUCUAGGCACAAAACUUACAACCUCAGCCCAAGAGACUGCCUGAAAACCUGCCUUUUCCAGAAAUGGCAAAGAAUGGUGGCACCACCAGCAGGACACCCACAGAACUUCAAAAUGGAAAUUUUCACAACAAAUCACAAAAAAGCAGAACCCACAAGACAGACGACAACAAAGAGGAGAAAACGGAAGAACUCAGCAAGCAGCGCCUCCAACAGCAGCCUCGGAAAUAACAGCAAGAAGAAGAACCCUGCCAGCAACUUCAGCCUGGCCAGUCAGGUACCUGAUGUAAUGGUUGUGGGUGAGCCGACGCUGAUGGGAGGAGAGUUUGGCGAUGAAGAUGAGCGACUCAUCACGCGGCUGGAGAACACGCAGUACGAUGCAGCAAAUGGCAUCGACGACGAGGAAGACUUCAGCAACUCUCCUGCACUGGGCAACAAUAGCCCCUGGAACAGCAAACCCCCCAAUAACCAGGAUCCCAAGCCUGAAAACACAGCUCCACAGCCAUCCCAGUAAAGACUCUGUCGGAGCAAUAGCCCCGCCCAAGCUAGUGGGUUGUUCUGACAGCAUACUGUACUCUGUGGGUAUAAAGUUAGCACUGUACUCUUUAGUGUUGCAAGGUUAACAGACAUAUGUUGGAAAUGAUAUCCUUGUUAACACUGAAGAGAAAUAUAGGACUGCAAUAUACAUAUUAUAAAUAUACAUUUUUACAUACACAUAGGUAUAAUGUGUGCAACAAAUAGCUGGAGAAUGGAAGACUUCUCUGCCACUGUACAUAUCCCAGCUGGACAUUGUAUGUAGGAGUUAAAUUGGGGUUAAACGAGACAGUUUCGUUGGUGUAGCACGUGAACGGUUGCCGUAGAUUUGGGAUUAUUUUACAAUCCUUUUUAUAGGAUUGGCAUAAAAAAGAAAGUGAAGAUACUCAAGGAAAGUGACCUCCUUCAUAUAAGUGAAAAUUCCAGUCCAAAAUGUAAAAAUAGUUAAUAAAUUGAAAAAAAAGUAAUAAUAAUAAACGAUUUAAACAACAACACAUUUGAUUUUAACGGAAGGCAGCCUCAUUCAUUUAAUUUUAAAGGAUUAUGUUGGUAACACCUGAUAUUCUGAACCAAUGUGAUCUUCUUAUUGACAGCAUUUUUAUAAUACAAUUGUUUGUAAAAUAAAUGUCGGCAUUCAUUGGGCAGGACACAUUUAGAUAAAAAAAAAAAAACA